Molecule: messenger RNA, 1688 nt
Organism: Triplophysa rosa
Lineage: Eukaryota; Metazoa; Chordata; Actinopteri; Cypriniformes; Nemacheilidae
Product: solute carrier family 22 member 7-like
Exons: 10
Coding region: 1-1638 (545 amino acids)
Biological process (GO): transmembrane transport
Cellular component (GO): membrane
Molecular function (GO): transmembrane transporter activity
Source: RefSeq, a predicted model, not a curated record
AUGAAGUUUGAGGAUCUGCUUACUGAAUUGAAUGGCUUUGGCAGGUUCCAGACGAUGAUUAUUUGCAUCAAUUUUAUAGGACGAUUUAUCACCCCAUGUCACUUCCUGCUAAGCAACUUUAUCGCUGCCAUCCCGUCCCAUCACUGUGACAUCAGCUCUUUGGAUGUUGACGGGAUCUUUGGGAAUCUGAGCCGGGAGGAGAGGCUGACUGUCAGUAUUCCAAAACAGGAAGAUGGGACUCUUGCUUCCUGUCACAUGUUCUCUCAUCCUCAGUACCAACUGCUUUCAAAUUCAUCGAGCAGCACAGAUCUUCCUGUUGUUAGGUGUCAGAAUGGAUGGGUGUAUGACAACAGUACAUUCAGCAGCACUCUGGCCACACAGUGGGAUCUGGUGUGUGAUAAUAGAGGGCUGAAUAAAGCUGUGGCCACCAUCUUCUUUGUUGGAGUGAUGUUUGGAGCAGUUUUCUUUGGAGGCAUGAGUGACAGAUUUGGCCGUAAGCCGAUGCUGCUGGUGUCGUAUGUAUCAGCAAUGGGUUUUGCAGUGGCCAGCGCUUUUUCCUCCUCCUUCAUCAUGUUUGCAGUGUUGAGAUUCUUCACUGGAUUUACCAUCACUGGCAUCAUCAUCAUCACUUCUGUGCUCAAUGUGGAGUGGGUAGACAUUCAGCACAGAAGACUGGUUUGUGUGGUUGACAGUGUAGCAUGGGCCAGUGGGACCACUGCUUUAUCUCUUUUUGGGUUUUGUGUGAGAGACUGGAGAUGGUUGACAGUGGCCGUCACUUCACCUUUACUUCUGUGCACAAUCCUCUGGUGGUGGGUUCCAGAAUCGGCUCGUUGGCUGAUGGUCAAUGGAAAAACACAAAAAGCUCAUUAUUAUCUUCAUAGAUGUGCAGUUAUGAACCAUAGGGAGGAAGUUAUAUCAAGCAUCGAAUUUGAGGCUCUCUCUAGCAUCAUUACUACAAACACAGAAAAAAGGAAACAUUCUUACCUGGAUAUCAUCCGAACCCCUAAAAUGAGGAGACUGGCUUUGCUUACAGGAACCAUAUGGUUUUGUGUUGCCACUACCACCUAUGGAAUUGGCUUUAACAUCUCAGGCUUUGGGCUGAACUUGUACAUGACUCAGUUUGUUUAUGGAGCCAUUGAGAUUCCAGCUAAACUGAGCUUGUUUUAUCUGCUUGAAAAGAUUGGCAGACGUAGAACAGAGACUGGAGCUCUGCUAUUGGCUGCAAUCAGCCUCAUGAUUAACAUAUUCAUACCCAGAGAUCAGCAGGUUGGACGUACUGUGGUUGCUGUACUGGGAAAAGGUUUCUCAGUUGUUGCUUUUGCUACAAUUAUAUUAUACAGCUCUGAGCUUUACCCCACUGUCCUGAGGCAAAAUGGGCUGGGCUAUAACUCCUUCCUGGGUCGUCUGGGUGUGGCUUUGGCUCCUCUAGUCCUGCUAUUGGACAGCUUUUUGAGCUAUCUCCCUCAGAUCACCCUCUGUUGUGUGGCUCUCUCUGGUAGUCUGGUGGCCUGGCAGUUACCUGAGACACGGGGCAGAUGUCUACCUGAGACUAUAGAGGACAUUGAGGGCACUGAGGAAAAACUCAAAAAUCAUGACAACCACGAAGAAACCCAAACAAUUACGACAAAUGAAAAAUGACGACGGUGACCUGCUGAGAUCGUUCCAAAUUGUGUACGUUUUUAUCAAAU